AAGGGAGAAGUAUCGCCCUUCAACCGAUACUCAAAAUUUGAAGGUUAAAUAUGAAUAAUAAACGGUUCUUUGAACUUUGGAUCUUUACAAUUUAGAUUUAGUUGUAUCAUUUGCUCCGGCUUACGGUAUAUAGGUACCAAAGUUCCAAUUGUAAUUUAAUUUUAAGUGAAGCACCAUUCAGUUUUAAUGUCUCUUUCUACUAAGGGUGUCGUAAUUGUUGCUGCGAAGCGUACCGCUUUCGGCACAUUUGGAGGCAAAUUUGUAAAUACCACAGCAUGUGAUCUUCAAGUAGCAUCAAAUAAAGCCGCAAUGGCUGCUGCAAAGAUAACACCGGAAAUGAUAGACACUGUGAAUAUUGGGAACAUUCUCUCCCAUUCUUCGACAGAUGGUGGAUAUAUGGGAAGGCAUUCGGCACUGAAAUCUGGAAUACCUAUAGAUCGACCUGCGCUGAUGGUUAAUCGAUUAUGCGGGUCUGGUUUCCAAGCCGUCGUCAAUGGUGUACAGGAUAUUCUAUUAGGAGCAGCAAAAAUUUCGUUAACAGGAGGUGCGGAGAGCAUGUCCCAAGCACCCUUUGUAGUGCGUAAUGUUCGCUUUGGUACACAGUUAGGCGUUAACUAUAACUUCGAGGAUACUUUAUGGGCCGCUCUCAGCGACAGUUACUGCAAGUUACCGAUGGGUUUAACAGCCGAAAAAUUAGGAGCGCAAAAUAAUGUCACAAGAGAAGAUGUGGAUGAAUUUUCUUUGAGAUCUCAGAUGCUUUGGAAAAAAGCUCAGGAGGCGGGCGUAUUUAAAGAGGAAUUGGUACCAGUUCAGAUCAAAGGUAAAAAAGGUCCCGAAAAUGUCGAAUGUGACGAACAUCCUCGACCCAAUACAACCAUGGAAGGUUUGAAAAAAUUACGGUCUUUGUUUAAGGAAAACGGCUUAGUUACUGCAGGAACUGCCUCCGGCGUUAGUGAUGGUGCUGGUACUGUGAUCGUAGCAAGUGAUGCUGCUGCAGCUGAAUAUAAUCUUAAACCUUUGGCCAGAAUAUUAGGAUACUCAACUGUCGGGGUGGAUCCAUCAAUAAUGGGAGUCGGACCUGUUCCUGCCAUCCAGAAUGUUCUAAAAGUCUGUGGAUUAACUUUGAAUGACAUCGAUUUGGUGGAGAUCAACGAAGCUUUCGCGGCUCAAACACUUGCGUGUGCUCGACAGUUGAAUUUGGAUAUUAAUAAACUCAAUGUCAAUGGCGGUGCAAUUGCAUUGGGUCAUCCUUUGGCUGCAUCAGGCGCUAGGAUUACAACACAUCUUGUUCAUGAAUUACGACGAAGAAAGGCAAAGUAUGGAAUAGGUUCAGCAUGCAUUGGAGGUGGUCAAGGUAUUGCUCUUCUUAUUGAGGCUUUAUAUUAAUUAUAUACAUUUUUUCAUUAUUGUAUUCUUCUAUGCAUUUGUAAUUUUUUUCUACCUACUAAUAUUAAAUAAAGAUAUAAGGUUUUAAUUGAAA
Photinus pyralis (common eastern firefly) is the source of this 1480-nucleotide messenger RNA. Its product is annotated as 3-ketoacyl-CoA thiolase, mitochondrial-like. Lineage: Eukaryota; Metazoa; Arthropoda; Insecta; Coleoptera; Lampyridae. Gene Ontology annotation, biological process: fatty acid beta-oxidation. The transcript is spliced from 8 exons. The coding region runs from base 187 to 1386 and encodes 399 amino acids. The record is from RefSeq and is a predicted model, not a curated record. Gene Ontology annotation, molecular function: acetyl-CoA C-acetyltransferase activity.